Messenger RNA from Rhineura floridana, 1113 nucleotides. RefSeq names its product beta-1,3-galactosyltransferase 9 (gene B3GALT9). Gene Ontology annotation, cellular component: membrane. The transcript has 2 exons. Lineage: Eukaryota; Metazoa; Chordata; Lepidosauria; Squamata; Rhineuridae. The record is from RefSeq and is a predicted model, not a curated record. Bases 1 to 1113 code for a protein of 370 amino acids. Gene Ontology annotation, molecular function: hexosyltransferase activity.
AUGCAGCUGAUCUUCUGCCGGCUCAGGACCCACCAGUGGUGUUUUAUUCUUUUUAACGUCGUGCUGUUCCACAUUUUGCUCUUCGGAGCUGAUCUCGUGGAGGAAUACUUCUUGCGAGCGCUACCCAGCAGCUACACAGAUGUGAGGGUCAUCGAAGCCAGAGAGAGAGCGCGUAAGUUGGAUAUGACGCCCUUGAAGAACAUGUCCAAGGCAUAUGUAGUCAGCAGCUCAGAGGCCUGCUCCAACCAAGAGAUCUUUCUUCUUGUCCUAGUCUUCAGCAGCCCCGAAAACUCAUCAAGACGCAACACCAUUAGAGAAACUUGGGCAAAUAGGACACAAGUCAGAGGUUACGGCACUCUCAUUUUGUUUGUGCUAGGGAAGUCGACUUUGGAAGCCACACAGUUGGAGGUAGUUAAAGAGAUGCAGAAGCAUCAGGACCUCAUUCAAGGAACCUUCCUGGACUCUGCAGAGAACCAGACGCUGAAGACCUUGUUGGCUGUGGAGUGGGCCAUAACAUUCUGCUCCAAGGCUAGAUUUAUUCUCAAAACAGACGAGGAGAUGUUCGUUAACCUCCCAAGUUUGGUUGAGUAUCUGCUCAACUUAAGAACACAUCCAGAAGACAUAUACCUUGGCAGGUUGGUUCAUCAGGACACCCCCAACAGAGACCCUCAAACCCACAGCUCUAUCCCCCUACAAAAAUACCCAAACAAAUAUUAUCCCGACUACUGCAGCGCAACUGCAUUUGUCAUCUCACAGGAUGUGGCUCGAAAGAUCUACGUGACCUCUGGAGAAGUUCCUCUUACACUGCCUCCUGGCGUUUUUGUGGGACUCUGCGCCAAGGCAGCAGGCGUGGCACCUGUUCACUGUUCUCGGUUUUCUGGGAAAAAGCACAUCCGCUACAACCGCUGCUGCUACAAGUUCAUUUUCACCUCUGCUGUAGGAAGAGAUAGCCAGCUGCUCCAAGAAUGGGAGGAAAUGAGCGACGGCAAGGACUGCACAGUACUAGAAACUUAUUACGGGCUGGUAUCCUGCAAAGUCAUGACAUACCUGGAUGGAUUUAAAUACCUGAGUGUGGAUGCCCUACAGAACGAGGCUCUCCAUUUUUCCGAUUAA